AUGAGACCAUUGGUAUUUGAAUUGCUCGUAGCGCUGCUAAUUACAGGGCUAUCUAUAUUUAGUACAAUCAAAUACAGAUACCGCCCAACACCAGCGAAUCAACGUGCCAAAUGUUCAGGCUACAAACUGACAUCUAUAUCCUUGACUGAUCAUGGUUUAAAUGGGUCGCUCACACUUGCCGGUGAACCAUGCAAUGUUUAUGGUAACGAUAUUUUUAAUCUUGCGUUGGAAGUGACGUACGAAACGGACGACAUACUGAACGUCAGAAUAUACGACACCGAGGAGCGUCAAUUUCAAGUACCAGAUUACGUGCUACCGCGAAAGCACUUCCAUAAAGCAAGGAAUCCUACAUAUGAGUUCAGUUAUACGGAAAACACAUUCGGUUUUGUAGUAAAGAGGAAAAGUAAUGGGGAGGUUCUGUUCAAUAGCACAGGUGUGCAAUUGGUAUUUGAAGAUCAGUAUGUGAGCUUUGGUAGUAAAGUUCACGACAUUAUGCACGUUUAUGGACUGGGUGAGAAUGUGGACAAUUUCCUCAGACCGCGUGAUAGCCUCUCUACUUUAUGGACACGUGACACACCAUCUCCACCACGUCAAAACAUUUAUGGCUUUCAUCCGUUCUAUCUCGAUUUGCGCGACUCGGGUCGCUCUCAUGGUGUUUUCCUACGCAAUAGCCACGGAAUGGACGUAGUUCUCAAGCCAGUGGCAAACGCAUCCAAGAUCGAAUAUCGCAUUCUGGGUGGUGUUAUUGAUCUGUACUUUAUUCUUGGUGGUGAAGAUGGAAAUCCGAAAAGUGUUAUAGAACAGUACACUGAUAUAAUUGGUAAGCCACACAUGCCUAAUUAUUGGGCGUUAGGAUGGCAUCAGUGUCGGUGGGGAUACGGAACGAUUGAAAUGGUUGAGGAAGUCGUCGAGAACUACAAAAAAGCAGAAAUACCACUCGAGGUUAUGUGGACUGACAUCGACUAUAUGGAUCAAUAUAGAGACUUUACGUUACAUCCUACCAACUUUCCUUUAUACAAAGUACAAUCAUUCCUUACCAAGCUUCAUUCUCAGAAUCAAAAGCACGUUUUUAUUGUCGAUCCGGCCAUCUAUCAUGGUGAUGAUUACGCACCGUAUAAAGAAGGUGUCGAUUUGGACGUGUUUAUCAAAAACCGUGAUGGAUCUAUAUACUACGGUCGAGUAUGGCCUGGAUUUACGGCAUUUCCUGAUUGGUUUGCUCCGAAUACUCAGUUAUGGUGGACUAGGCAAUUUCAGAGAUUCUUGGAGGAUGUCCCGGUAGAUGGAAUAUGGAUCGAUAUGAACGAGCCAGCAUCGUUCUGUUUUGGUUCAUGUGGAUCCGGUCAUCCGCCUGGCGAGCAUCCUCAGGGUUCGGUAGACGAUCUCGUGAUUAACCCUAACGAUCCCGUGUUUGAACCCGGUGUACCCGACUAUAAUUUACUAAAUCCACCGUAUAAAAUUCAUAAUGGAUAUGAAUUUUUGUCUACUCAGACUGUGGCUACUAACGCAACACAUUGGAACAACCUCACCGAAUACCAGACGCAUAAUCUAUACGGACAUAUGGAAGGGAUCGCAACAUACAAGACACUAACUACUAUCAAUCCAAAAACAAGGCCGUUUAUCUUGAGUAGAUCGACGUUCCCCGGAUCGGGAACAUAUGUAGGACAUUGGUCCGGAGACAACUGGGCAUCAUGGCCGUACUUGUAUUAUUCUAUUACAGGCAUACUGAACUUCCAGAUGUAUGGUAUUCCAUACGUUGGGGCCGAUGUGUGUGGAUUUAAUAACCAUACAGACGAAGAGUUGUGUAAUAGAUGGCAUUCGCUUGGUGCAUUCUAUCCUUUUGCCAGGAAUCACAACGCGCAUAAUACAAUAGCACAGGAACCAUACAUAUGGAAAUCAAUCACCGAAGCCGCAAAAAAAGCAUUGCAUGUGAGAUAUACGCUUCUUCCAUACUAUUACACUCUAUUCGCUGCUGCCUAUGAGAAGGGUACGCCUGUGUGGCGAGCAUUAAUGUUUGAAUUCACAGAUGAUCAUACAACAUGGGAUAUUGAUAAACAGUUUAUGAUCGGUCCGGCCGUAUUAGUGACUCCAGUUCUCGACUCUGGACGGGUGGACGUGAAAGGAUAUUUCCCAAAAGGAAUCUGGUAUGAUUGGUAUACUCAUGAGCGUGUUUAUGGGGCAAAUCGGAUGAUACUCGACGCUCCACUAGGUCAUAUUCCUGUUCAUAUUCGUGGUGGGAGCGUGAUAUUGACUCAGCGUCCUGCCUACACUACUACCGAAUCAAGACAGCAACCGUUUGAAUUGAUUGUUGCCUUGGAUGAGACUGGGCAUGCAAGCGGGGAAGCGUAUCUUGAUGAUGGUGUAUCGUUAGAACCGGUCGAGUCAUUACGGAUACGUUUUAGUGUUUGCGGUAAUAGGCAAGUAGUAAUGAGAUCGGUCGGAUCAUAUAAGCCUAAUGCCAAGUUAGAGAAAUUAAUUAUUAUGGGGGUUGGAUUGGAUUUAGUUGUUGAUUGUGGUUAUAUUGAUAUGAAUAAGAAUGCAGUUAUUACAUUUUAA
Molecule: messenger RNA, 2553 nt
Organism: Paraglomus occultum
Lineage: Eukaryota; Fungi; Glomeromycota; Glomeromycetes; Paraglomerales; Paraglomeraceae
Source: the annotation of a GenBank genome assembly